Closterium sp. Yama58-4 is the source of this 5523-nucleotide messenger RNA. Lineage: Eukaryota; Viridiplantae; Streptophyta; Zygnematophyceae; Desmidiales; Closteriaceae. The record is from the annotation of a GenBank genome assembly.
AUGCUGCCGUACCUGUUCCCCGAUCUGUCCACCUUUACUACAGUCGCCGAUCUUAUCACCCACCUUCGCACUAGUGAUGCUCGCCUACGUGCCGCCCUUCCCACCGAGUUCUGCGCUAAGAACCCCCCUCCACUGUACUGGACACUCCACUUCAUAGUCACCCGUCUCCCUGACACCCUCCGCUCAGUUCGAGACCACUUCCUUGCUCGCUGUCCCACUGAGCUCACAGUCGCCCUCCUAGAGGAGCAGCUGCUCGCGGCCGAAAAGAGCAUUGUAGCUGUCGGUGCUGCUCGUGGCGCUCCUCGCACCCCCAUCUUUGAGGGGUGUUCUCCCUCUCCCCUCGCUCCCUCCUACGCUGCUGCUGCUGCUGUUGACUUCCUUGGUGCUGAGUCUGUUGGCGCUGCUUCUGCUCCUGGUGGGAGGCGCCGCACCGGCAAGGGCAAAGGGGGCAAGGGUGGUGGUGGCGCUGGGGGGGGAGGAGGUGGGGGAGGUGGGGGGGGAGGCGGUGCUGGAGGGAGCGGUGGCGGGAGCGCUGGUGGGAGUGGGGUCGGUGGUGGAGGCGGGGGCGGCGGAGGAAGCAGUGGCAGUAGUGGCGGCGGCGGCGGUGGCGGCGGCGGUGGCGGUGGCGGCGGCGGUGGCGGCGGUGGCGGUGGUGGCGGUGGUGGCGGUGGCGGUCGGAGCGGUGGUAGUGGUGGCGGCGGAGGUCGGAGUGGAGGCACUGGCUCGGGCCAGAGCUCCCAGCAGCAGCAGCGUCCCCAGACGACCCAGCAGCUUCGUGAGUGGCUUGCUCAGCGUGGGACGUCGGGGGGCAGUGGCCGCUGUUCCUAUGUCAUUCGCACAGGUGACCGCAAGGGACAGACGUGUGGGAGGUUCCACACCCCGUACCGCUGCUUCUCCCGCCUUGACGACGCUUGGCGUGAGGAGAUGGGUGCGGAUGUUGAGCGCCCCCGCUGGGCUGAGCUCAUGAGGGCUGGUGUUGAUGUCUUUGCUCUUGACUAUGAUGCUAUUAUUGCUGCCAUGUAUGCAUUGACUGUUAGUGCCGAGGGAGACUGUUACUUGUGUGUGCCGCCUGACCCAGGUAUAGAGCCCGCUGCCCUGGGUACUAGUGAGUCUGCUCUCUCUGGUAUGGUGCCCCCUGUACUUGCUCCCUCCAGUGCUGUCCCGGCUGGUUUCGAGUCUGCUCUCUCAGGUACAGCACUCACAGAGACUGCUCUCUCAGGUACCGCACCGGCUGAGGCCUGUCACACCUUCACCCUUGACUCAGGUGCUUCCCGUUGCUUCUUUCGUGACAGUACUGAGCUCACACCGCUUCCUGCACCGGUCCCAGUCUCCUUGGCUGACCCCUCUGGGGGCCCAGUCCUUGCCCAGUCCACCACUGUCCUCCCUUGUCCGGCGGUUCCGUCUGGCUCGUUGUCGGGUUUCCACCUCCCCUCGUUCUCGACGAACCUGGUGAGCAACGCUGUCCUCCAGGAUCAGUGGGUUGACACCUUUACCCCUGGAGGACAGCGUGUGGCGAUCUGCACGUGCUCCAGGACCGGCCGUCACCUGGCUACGUUUACCCGUCGGCCGGGGUCGAGUCUCUACACACUGACCACUGCGUCUCCUCAGGUCGCUGCUGUCGGUCAGGUGUCUGCGUCAGGUCUGGUAGCCCACGCCUGUGAGUGUCGUUCCCUGUCGCACCAGACUCUUCUCUGGCACCACCGCCUUCGUGGCAUGCACCGUCGCCACCUUGUGUCUGGUCUUCCCAGGUCCCUCCCUCCCCUCCCUGCCUCGCCUGCGCCGCCUUGCCUUCCUUGCGUCGAGGGGCGGCAGCGCGCCGCUCCUCACUCCUCCUCGUUCUCCCCGACAGAGGCUCCUCUGCAGACCCUCCACCUGGACGUGUGGGGCCCAGCCCGCGUUCGUGGUCAGGGCGGUGAGCGGUACUUUUUGCUGGUUGUCGACGACUACUCGCGUUACACCACGGUCUUCCCCUUGCGCACCAAGGGUGAGGUCCCUGCUGUUCUGAUCCCUUGGAUCCGCACGGUUCGUCUCCAGCUCCGCCGCCGUUUCCGGACGGAUCUUCCUGUCCUGCGUCUGCACUCUGACAGAGGUGGUGAGUUUUCCUCCGAUCUCUUGAGGACCUUCUGUCAGGCGGAGGGCAUCGAGCAGACCUUCACGCUUCCGGACUCCCCACAGCAGAAUGGGGUUGCUGAGCGCCGCAUUGGCCUGGUCAUGGAGGUCGCUCGUACCUCCUUGGUCCACGCGGCGGCUCCCCAUUUUCUGUGGCCGUUUGCUGUCCGGUACGCCGCGCAUCAGCUCAACCUCUGGCCCCGUGUCUCCUUGCCGGAGACGUCGCCCACACUGCGUUGGACGGGGGAGGUUGGCGAUGCGUCGCGCUUCCGGGUGUGGGGUGCUCGUGCCCUUGUCCGCGAUACGUCCGCGGACAAGCUCUCCUCCCGCACGCUUCCCUGUGUCUUCCUUGGCUUUGUCCCUGACGCGCCUGGCUGGCAGUUUUACCACCCCACCUCGCGCCGGGUCUUCGCCUCUCAGGAUGUCACCUUUGACGAGUCGGUCCCUUUUUACCGUCUCUUCCCCUACCGCACUGCCCCCCUCCCUCCCCCGCCACUUUUCCUUGCUCCUGGUCCCCCUCCGGUAGACCCCCUUCCCCCUCAGGGUCCUGCUCCUUCAGGUGUCUCUCAGGUAGACCCUCCUCCCGUCGCUGAGCCUGUCGAGGUCACAGGUGACUCAGGUGCUGCUGCGGGUGGUGCUGCUGGGAGUGCUGAGCCUGGGGGUGCUGAGCCUGGGGGUGCUGGGCCUGGGGGUGCUGGGGCUGCGGGUGCUGGGACUGAGGGUGCUGGAGCUGAGGGUACGGUGCCUGAGAGUACGGAGCCUGGGGGUGCUGAGCCUGGGGGUGCUGACCCUGCGGGUACGGGGCCUGGGAGUGCUGGGACUACGGGUGCUGGAGCUGAGGGUACUGUGCCUGAGAGUUUGCCGCCUGGGGGUGCUGAGCCUGGGGGUGCUGCGACUGGGGGUGCUGAGCCUGCGGGUACUGAGCCUGCGGGUACUGAGCCUGGGGGUGCUGCUACUGAGCCUACGGAGCCUCGGGUUACUGCGUCUGGGGGUGCUCCGGUUCGGGGUGCUGAGCAGUCUCUCACACCGCAGCAGCUUCGUGACUGGUACGUCCGGCGCUUUCGCCGUCCUAGUGGCUCGGCUGGAGUUGGGGGUGCUGGGGCUGCUCGUCCUGGGGGUGCUCGUACUGGGGGUACUGGAGCUGCCGGGACUGGUUGUUCUGGGAGCACUGCGACUGGAGCUGCUGGAGCUGGGGACCCGGACGUUGGAGCUCCUGCUGGUCCUGAGGACCCGGCCGCUGGAGUCUCUUCUGCUUCUGGAGACGCUGCGCGGCCGCGACCGUACUUCGUACCGCUCCUUCAGCAGGUUCUUGGGCAGGCUCCUCCUCCUUGUCCUCCUCCCUCCGUAGAGUGUCCUCCGCCUGUCCAGCCGCAGUCACAGUUAUCGCCUGCCUCGCCUCUCCCUGCUCCCUCUCCUUACGCUGGUCCCACAGGAGGUCUUACAGAGCGUCGUGAGCCUGAGUCUCGUCCUGCAUCGCCUGUUCGUCCUGCUCGCACUGGUAGUCGUGUCCGUCGUGAGCGUCCUCCUCCUGUCCCAGGCACUCACUACAUGACUCUGCGUCCCUCUACUGCUCCUCGGCGUGUCCCUCUACCGUCUCCUCUUUGCCUGCCGUUCCGGACCCUGAGUCUGACCGCCUGUCGUCUAGACUACGCUGCUAGCCUUGUUGCUGAGUCCGAGUCUGCGUCUGUCUGUCCUCCGUCCGUCGGGGGUGAGUGUGCUCUUGGCACGGAUGUCCUUGAGGACAGGCAGGAGGACUUUGACUCUCUUGCGGCUGCUGUACCUCAUCUCGUGGCCUGGUUGCUUGCCCCUGAGGGAGACCCGGAUGCACUAGACAUCCCCACUCCGCGCACUUACGCAGAGGCGAUCUCGGGUCCCUACUCCUCUCAGUGGCAGACAGCCAUGGACGCAGAGAUGGCAUCCUGGAAGUCCACAGGCACCUACGUCGACGAGGUUCCCCCUCCUGGGGCGAACAUCGUCGAUGGCAUGUGGAUUUUCAGGGUGAAGCGGCCGCCAGGUUCUCCGCCUGUCUUCAAGGCUCGUUAUGUUGCUAGAGGCUUCAGUCAGCGUCAGGGGGUCGACUUCUUCCAGACCUUCUCCCCCACCCCGAAGAUGACCACUCUUCGGGUUCUGCUGCACGUUGCUGCUCAGCGUGACUACGAGCUUCACUCUCUUGACUUCAGUACAGCGUUCCUGCAGGGCAGCCUGCACGAGGAGAUCUGGCUGCGCCGCCCACCUGGCUUUACUGGGUCGUUUCCCCCUGGUACCCAGUGGAGUCUCCGCCGGCCAGUCUACGGUCUCCGCCAGGCGCCACGUGAGUGGCACGACACACUGAGGACUACACUUGCGGCUCUUGGGUUCGCGCCGUCUACUGCUGACCCGUCGCUGUUUCUGCGCACAGACACGUCGCUGCCGCCGUUCUACAUCCUCGUGUACGUCGACGACUUGGUCUUUGCUACUGCUGACACUGAGGCACUCGCUCGUGUGAAGUCGGAGCUGCAGAAGAGACACACCUGCACUGACCUGGGUGAACUGCGUAGCUACCUUGGCUUGCAGAUCACCCGGGACAGAGCUCGCCGCACCAUCACCCUGACUCAGUCACACAUGGUGCAGCAGGUCCUUCAGCGCUUCGGCUUCCAGUUCUCCUCACCACAGGCCACACCUCUGGCUACCAGCCACUCACUCUCAGCUCCACCUUCGGACGAGUCCGUAGAGCCGAGUGGCCCGUACCCAGAGCUUGUAGGCUGCCUCAUGUACCUGAUGACGUGCACGCGACCUGACCUCGCGUACCCUCUUAGCAUCCUUGCUCGUUACGUUGCGCCUGGGAGACACAGGCGAGAGCAUUGGGAGGCUGCUAAGAGGGUGCUGCGUUACUUGUGCAGUAUAUCAGGCAUGGGGCUGGUGCUUGGAGGACGCGACAGAGUUGUCCUCACUGGUCACUCGGACGCUUCUUGGGUGGACGACCUGGCUACGCAGCGGUCGUCACAGGGUUACACCUUCAGCCUUGGCUCUGGUUCUGUCUCGUGGCGGUCCACUCGCUCUUCCUCUGUUCUCGGCUCUAGUUGUGAGGCUGAGAUCUACGCCACAGCCAUGGCUGCACAGGAGUUACGCUGGCUCACCUACCUGCUGACUGACUUGGGAGAGCGGCCUAGUUCUCCUCCAGUUCUGUACGGUGACAACAAGGCGGCUCUUGCCUUGUGUCAGGAGCACAGACUGGAGCACAGGACGAAGCACAUUGCUCUUCGCUACUUUCUUGCUCGAGAGCUUCAGCAGCGCGGUCAGCUUCGGCUUGUGUACGUGGACUCGAAGGCCAACACUGCUGAUAUCUUCACCAAGGCGCUCCCGCCUAGUGAUCAUCAGCGGCACUGUACUUCUUUAGGCCUUGUGUCCACGUUUCCUCACUUGCUCACUGCUUGA